Molecule: messenger RNA, 3357 nt
Organism: Parnassius apollo (apollo)
Lineage: Eukaryota; Metazoa; Arthropoda; Insecta; Lepidoptera; Papilionidae
Source: the annotation of a GenBank genome assembly
AUGGUGUCUAUGAUGUAUUAUAAAAAGCCGGAAGUUCCAACGACAAAUUCAAAAAUUUCGAUUAAACAGGUACAGUUAGGGUUUAAAGUCCAAAGUUCACAAACGACAAAAAUUAUUCUCACACACAAUCAAAAAUUAAUUGUUAAUGGCGAAAUACAGGUAUCGGAUGAGAGGCUGGGGGAUUGUAUGUGUGUGGAUGAGGCAAUCUACGGGUGUGGACGAGAGGAUGGCCAAUCUAUGGGUGUGGAUGUGAGGAUGGUGCAAUCUAUGGGUUUGGAUGAGAGGAUAGGGCAAUCUAUGGACGUGGUUGAGAGGAUGGGGCAGUCUAUAGGUGUGGACGAGAGGAUGGAGCAAUCUAUGGUUGUGGACGAGAGGAUGAGGUUAUCUAUGGGUGUGGAUGAGAGGAUGGGGCAAUCUAUGGGUGUGGAUAAGAGGAGGGGGCUAUCUAUGAGUGUGGAUGAGAGGAUGGGGCAAUCUAUGGGUGUGGAUGAGAGAAUGGGGCAAUCUAUGGGUGUGGAUGAGAGAAUGGGGCAAUCUAUGGGUGUUGAUGAGAGAAUGGGGCAAUCUAUGGGUGUGGAUGAGAGGAUGGGGCAAUCGAUGGGUGUGGAUGAGAGGAUGGGGCAAUCUAUGGGUGUGGAUGAGAGGAUGGGGCAAUCUAUGGGUGUGGAUGAGAGGAUGGGGCAAUCUAUGGGUGUGGAUGAGAGGAUGGGGAAAUCUAUGGGUGUGGAUGUGAGAAUGGGGCAAUCUAUGGGUGUGGAUGAGAGGAUGGGGCAAUCUAUGGGUGUGGAGGAGAGCAUGGGGCAAUCUAUGGGUGUGGAUGAGAGAAUGGGGCAAUCUAUGGGUGUUGAUGAGAGGAUGGGGCAAUCUAUGGGUGUGGAUGAGAGGAUGGGGCAAUCUAUGGGUGUUGAUGAGAGAAUGGGGCAAUCUAUGGGUGUGGAUGAAAGAAUGGGGCAAUCUGUGGGUGUGGAUGAGAGAAUGGGGCAAUCUAUGGGUGUGGAUGAGAGAAUGGGGCAAUCUAUGGGUGUGGAUGAGAGGAUGGGGCAAUCUAUGGGUGUUGAUGAAAGGAUGGGGCAAUCUAUGGGUGUGGAUGAGAGAAUGGGGCAAUAUAUGGGCGUGGAUGAGAGAAUGGGGCAAUCUAUGGGCGUGGAUGAGAGAAUGGGGCAAUCUAUGGGUGUGGAUGAGAGAAUGGGGCAAUCUAUGGGUGUGGAUGAGAGAUGGGGCAAUCUAUGGGUGUGGAUGAGAGAAUGGGGCAAUCUAUGGGUGUGGAUGAGAGAAUGGGGCAAUCUAUGGGCGUGGAUGAGAGAAUGGGGCAAUCUAUGGAGGAUGGGGCAAUCUAUGGGUGUGGAUGAGAGAACGGGGCAAUCUAUGGGUGUGGAUGAGAGAAUGGGGCAAUCUAUGGGUGUUGAUGAGAGAAUGGGGCAAUCUAAGGGUGGUUUUGAGAGGAUGGGGCAAUCUAUGGGUGUGGAUAAGAGAAUGGGGCAAUCUAUGGGUGUGGAUGAGAGAAUGGGACAAUCUAUGGGUGUGGAUGAGAGAAUGGGGCAAUCUAUGGGUGUUGAUGAGAGGAUGGGGCAAUCUAUGGGUGUGGAUGAGAGGAUGGGGCAAUCUAUGGGUGUGGAUGAGAGGAUGGGGCAAUCCAUGGGUGUGGAUGAAAGGAUGGGGCAAUCUAUGGGUGUGGGUGAGAGGAUGGGGCAAUCUAUGGGUGUGGAUGAGAGGAUGGGGCAAUCUAUGGGUGUGGAUGAGAGAAUGGGGCAAUCUAUGGGUGUUCAUGAGAGGAUGGGGCAAUCUAUGGGUGUGGAUGAGAGGAAGGGGCAAUCUAUGGGUGUUGAUGAGAGGAUGGGGCAAUUCUUGGGUGUGGACGAGAGGAUGGGGCAAUUCAUGUUUGUGGAUGAGAGUAUGGGGCAAUCUAUGGGUGUGGAUGAGAGGAUCGGGCAAUCUAUGGGUGUGGAUGAGAGGAUGGGGCAAUUCUUGGGUGUGGACGAGAGGAUGGGGCAAUUCAUGUUUGUGGAUGAGAGGAUGGGGCAAUCUAUGGGUGAGGAUGAGAGAAUGGGGCAAUCUAUGGGUGUGGAUGAGAGGAUCGGGCAAUCUAUGGGUGUGGAUGAGAGGAUGGGGCAAUUCUUGGGUGUGGACGAGAGGAUGGGGCAAUUCAUGUUUGUGGAUGAGAGGAUGGGGCAAUCUAUGGGUGAGGAUGAGAGAAUGGGGCAAUCUAUGGGUGUGGAUGAGAGGAUGGGGCAAUUCUUGGGUGUGAACGAGAGGAUGGGGCAAUUCAUGUUUGUGGAUGAGAGUAUGGGGCAAUCUAUGGGUGUGGACGAGAGGAUGAGGCUAACUAUAUGUGUGGAUGAGAGGCUGGGUCAAUCUAUGGGUGUGAAUGAGAGGAUGGGGCAGUAUAUGGAUAUGGACGAGAGGAUGGGGCAAUCUAUAGGUGUGGAUGAGAGGAUGGGGCAGUCUAUGGAUAUGGACGAGAGGAUGGGGCAAUCUAUGGGUGUGGAUGAGAGGAUGGGGCAGUCUAUGGAUAUGGACGAGAGGAUGGGGCAAUCUAUGGGUGUGCAUGAGAGGAUGGGACAAUCUAUGGGUGUGAAUGAGAGGAUGGGGCAGUCUAUGGAUAUGGACGAGAGGAUGGGGCAAUCUAUGGGUGUGGAUGAGAGAAUGGGGCAGUCUAUGGAUAUGGACGAGAGGAUGGGGCAAUCUAUGGGUGUGGAUGAGAGGAUGGGAAAAUCUAUGGGUGUGGAUGAGAGGAUGGGGCAGUCUAUGGAUAUGGACGAGAGGAUGGGGCAAUCUAUGGGUGUGGAUGAGAGGAUGGGACAAUCUAUGGGUGUGGACGAAAGGAUGUGGCAAUUUAUGGGUGUUGCUGAUAAGAUGGGGCAAUUCAUGGUUGUGGAUGAGAGGUUGGGGCAAUCUAUGGGUGGGGAUGAGAGGAUGAGGCAAUCUAUGGGUGUGGAUGAAAGGUCUUUCCAAUUCAUGUGUGUGGAUGAGAGGAUGAGGCAGUCUAUGGAAGUGGACGAGAGGAUGGGGCAAUCUAUGGGUGUCGAUGAGAGGAUGGGGCAAUUAAUGAGUGUGGUUGAGAGGACGAGGCAAUCUAUGGAUUUGGACGAGAGGAUGGGGCAAUCUAUGGAUGUGGACGAGAGGAUUGGGCAAUCUAUGGGUGUGGAUGAGAGGAUGAGGCAAUCUAUGGGUGUGGAUGAAAGGUCUUUACAAUUCAUGUGUGUGGAUGAGAGGAUGAGGCAAUCUAUGGGUGUGGACGAGAGGUUGGGGCAAUUCAUGGGUGUGGAUGAGAGGAUGAGGCAAUCUAUGGAUUUGGACGAGAUGAUGGGGCAAUUCAUGGGUGUGUAUGAGGAUGAGGCAAUUUAUGGAUGUGGAUGA